AUGAUAACACUACAUAGGUAUACGCGUACCCCACGCCCAAACACAGGUAACAACCCCCCGGGUGCAAGUGGCCCAGGUAUUAAUACACCUGUGCAAAAUCAACCAGGUAAUAUUCUGCCUGCUCAAAAUCAACCAGGUAAUAAUCCACCCGUGCAAAAUCAACCAAGUGAUUUUCCAAUCGAUCUGAAUCAACCCGGAAAUAAUCCACCCCCUUCGAGUAGUUCGGGAAGUAAUCAAUCGCAAAUAUUACCGCCCAUGCAUAUUCCACCCCCAUCGGUUAAUAUUGUGAACAAUCCACCACCACCGAUAGUACAGAAUAUUAGCUCUGCUCCUAAUAUAGCAACAGGCACUCAUCCCUCCCCUCAAUCCUCAGUUAAUCUCCCCUCAACUAGACAAGGCGAUGAUAGCCAGCCCCCACCUCCUCUGGCGUUCAAUUUCCCGUCAACUAGCAAAGGCAAUGGUAGCCAGCCCCCACCUCCUCUGGCGUUCAAUUUCCCGUCAACUAGACAAGGUGUGGGUUACCAUCCCCCUCCGCCACAGAUGCAUGCCAAGUUGAUACAAAAUACAGCGUCGACAGGGCAGGUGAAGAUACGCGAAUCUUCAGGCGGGGUAUUGUUAGAGGGUGGAGCGGGACAUUCAGGGGGCGUGAUUACCCCUUCCCAAAAGGUUCAGCUGUCGGAACACGUGCAGAGUGGGAAUACGCAAGUGGUAGAAUUUGGUGCGGGAAUCGUUCGCACUAGCACUAUGGAGAACGAUACAAUGUAUGAAGUAGCCUCUGAUCAGUCAAGAGUGGGUUCUUCUGUGGCUCUAGAAUUAAAUCGUUUACAAAUGGAAUUAACUCGUUUACAGGGUCAAGUAUCUUAUAAUAUUCCGAGACUUCCCCCAUUUAAUAAAACCGACCCAACUCUUUGGUUCGCGCAAGUAGAAAGAAUUUUUGAUUUGCGUAAUAUAACCUCAGAAUCUGCAAAAUUUAAUGCAAUAAAUAUGGAAUUAGAUUCAGAAGCAUCUGCGUGCGUGAGAGAUUUAAUUUUAAUGAACCCUACUCCGGAAAACAUUUACUCCUCGGUUAAGGCAAAAAUAAUAGCAAAUUUCUCGGCGACGGCAGAACAACGGUUCAAGCAAUUAUUGAAGGGCAAGUUGACAGUACCGGAUAAACCGUCUCAAUUACUUGCAGAAUUGCGUAGACUUAAUGACAAUAAUCUUUGUCCGGAGGAUUUCUUAAAGGCUGUUUUCUUCGAGUAUUUAUCGUCAUCAUGUCGAUCUAUUUUGGCUCCAAUGCGAAAUGUCUGUCUUGACGAACUUGCAGAGGCCGCGGAUAAGAUUUAUGAUGAAACUCAAAAUACAGCAAAUCAAGUUUCAGUCGUAGAUUCAAAUCCUUCCGAAUUAUCGAACCUAAUAUCUGAAUUGAAAGAAGUUUCUAAACGAUUAGCGAAUAUGGAAAAUGAUAUUAAAUCAUUAAAGAAAAAUCAACGCGGUCGCAGUAAUUCUAGUUCGCAGUCAAAUAGUCGCGAUUAUCAAAAAGGAAAUUGCGGUAACACGUUGUGCUGGAAGCAUAGAAAAUUUGGUAAAAAGGCCAAGAGUUGCACUCCGCCUUGUUCGUGGUCAGAUGAUAAAGGGAAAUCGUCGGAAAACUAG
Messenger RNA from Leptopilina boulardi, 1635 nucleotides. RefSeq names its product rho GTPase-activating protein gacO-like. The transcript has 2 exons. The record is from RefSeq and is a predicted model, not a curated record. NCBI's taxonomy places the organism in Eukaryota, Metazoa, Arthropoda, Insecta, Hymenoptera, Figitidae. The coding region runs from base 1 to 1635 and encodes 544 amino acids.